AUGGCGCCGCCGGGACCGCUGCGCGAUCUCCGCCUGGGGCAGGUCCGGGGCCGCGGACCCGACGCCCGGGACCAGGACCACCCCGCCCCGCGCCCCGAGGCCCCGCCCCGCGCAGAGGACCAAUCACGACCGGGAGCCGGGACACAGGGAGCCGCCCCGCCCAGGGUACCGCCCCGUCCCCGGAGCAAGGAUCCAAUCCCAGCGCGGUCUCCUCCGAGGCCCCGCCCCGGAGCCGGUCCAAUCUCAGCACGGUCUCCCCAGAGGCUCCGCCCCCGGAGCCAGUCCAAUCCAAGCACGGUCUCCUCCGAGGUCCCGCCCCCGGAGCCGGUCCAGUCGCAGCAGCCCCCGGAGCCAGUCCAAUCCCAGCACGGUCUCCUCCGAGGUCCCGCCCCCCGGAGCCGGUCCAAUCGCAGCAGCCCCGGAGCCAGUCCAAUCCCAGCGGUCUCCGCCCCGAGGCCCCGCCCUUCCCCGAGCUGCAGGCGUUGCCUCCCGGCGGCUCGGGCACAGGUGGGAGCGGCCCGGCGCACCGAGUGGCCCCUGGUCCAGCCCGGCGUCACGCCCAAGCCGCCGGCCGCCCAACGCUACCCUUCCGCGCGCCCCCGUCCCCAGACACGGCGGGAAGAACUGCCUCCGGGCCUUUAUUAG
Messenger RNA from Choloepus didactylus (southern two-toed sloth), 645 nucleotides. RefSeq names its product vegetative cell wall protein gp1-like. Lineage: Eukaryota; Metazoa; Chordata; Mammalia; Pilosa; Megalonychidae. Bases 1 to 645 code for a protein of 214 amino acids. The record is from RefSeq and is a predicted model, not a curated record. The transcript has a single exon.